This is a messenger RNA of Exserohilum turcica Et28A, 351 nucleotides long. RefSeq lists its product as uncharacterized. The record is from RefSeq and is a predicted model, not a curated record. Gene Ontology annotation, molecular function: protein binding. Lineage: Eukaryota; Fungi; Ascomycota; Dothideomycetes; Pleosporales; Pleosporaceae. Bases 1 to 351 code for a protein of 116 amino acids. The transcript has a single exon.
AUGUACGAAUCAGCCCUGGAAGGAUACAAGAACACAUUCGGGCCUGAGCAGCUAGACACGCUGAGAACCAUGGACGACUUUGCAGGAGUAUUGGUCAACCAACGCAACUACAAGGAGGCAGAGGCACUCUUCAGACAGCUGCUGGCAGGACACGAGAAGGCGCUCGGGAAUGAGCACCCAGACACGCUAAGGUGCGCGCAAAACUUGACACAAAUACUAAAGCGGAUGUUGCGGAAUCGAAACAAGGACAGCGAUGAGAAGGAUGCUGGCCAAGAAGAUGUCAAGACGAUGAAGAGAGGCAGGGAAGUCACAGACGAGGCGUAUGAGGUACCAAAGAAGAGAAAGGUAUGA